Molecule: messenger RNA, 2260 nt
Organism: Bufo bufo (common toad)
Lineage: Eukaryota; Metazoa; Chordata; Amphibia; Anura; Bufonidae
Gene: DAPK3
Product: death associated protein kinase 3
Exons: 8
Coding region: 120-1481 (453 amino acids)
Biological process (GO): protein phosphorylation; positive regulation of apoptotic process; intracellular signal transduction
Cellular component (GO): cytoplasm; nucleus
Molecular function (GO): ATP binding; protein serine/threonine kinase activity
Source: RefSeq, a predicted model, not a curated record
CAAGACGUCAUUCCCCUGGCAUCCCAAGCAUUACGAGUCCGGAAAUAUCGGCUGGGAGCGACAAAGGAGCCCGGCUCCCCGAGCGACAGCGGUAACCGGCCGGAGCGACACUGGGCAUCAUGAGCGGGUUCCGGCAGCAGAAUGUGGAGGACUUCUAUGAGAUGGGAGAGGAGCUGGGAAGUGGUCAGUUUGCAAUUGUGAGGAAGUGCCGGGAACGUAGGACAGGAUUAGAAUACGCUGCCAAGUUCAUUAAGAAGCGCCGCUUAUCAUCCAGUCGCCGAGGAGUCAGCCGGGAGGAGAUUGAGAGAGAAGUCGACAUCCUGAGAGAGAUUCAACACCCAAAUAUCAUCACCCUACAUGAUGUGUUUGAGAAUCGCACAGAUGUGGUGCUUAUACUAGAGCUAGUGUCUGGGGGAGAAUUGUUUGAUUUCUUGGCACAGAAAGAGAGCUUGAGCGAGGAAGAAGCCACCAUGUUCUUAAAACAGAUUCUAGAUGGGGUCCACUACCUACACCACAAAAGUAUUGCACACUUUGAUCUGAAGCCAGAAAAUAUCAUGUUGCUGGAUCAAAGUAGCCCAAACCCUCGAAUAAAACUCAUUGAUUUUGGAAUUGCCCACAAAAUACAAGCUGGGAAUGAGUUCAAAAAUAUAUUUGGAACACCUGAAUUUGUCGCUCCUGAGAUUGUCAAUUAUGAACCACUUGGAUUGGAGGCUGAUAUGUGGAGCAUUGGAGUGAUCACUUACAUCCUGUUAAGUGGGGCAUCUCCCUUUCUGGGAGAGACAAAACAGGAAACGUUGACCAAUAUUUCAGGUGUUAAUUAUGAUUUUGAUGAGGAAUAUUUCAGUAAUACAAGUGAACUUGCUAAGGAUUUCAUACGAAGACUGCUAGUCAAAGAUCCAAAGAAACGGAUGACAAUUGAUGAGAGUUUGGAACAUUCAUGGAUUAAGGCCAUCAAGCGCCGCAAUGUUCGCCAUGAGGACAGUGGAAAGCGGCCGGAGCGAAGGAGGUUGAAGACAACGCGACUUAAGGAAUAUACAAUCAAAUCCCAUUCGAGCAUGCCUCCUAAUAAUACAUAUGUCAAUUUUGAAAGAUUCAGCCAUGUGUUGGAAGAGUUAGGAGCUGCAGAAGAUGCGCUCCGUGAGCUACAGAAGAGUCAGACUACUUCGCGUGAAGAUGUUUGUACUCUGCGCUCCAUUUAUGAAGAGAAGGAAAGCUGGUAUCGGGAAGAGCAAGAAGGUGUGACACGACAGCUGAUGGGGCUUCAACAAGAGCUACAGCAUGGAGAAGGUCAACGUCGGCAGCUUCAAGAAGAUCUGCGAACUACCAUGCUAAGUGCAAAUGGUCUGAAGAGGAGAUUUGGCAGAUUGGAAAACCGAUAUGAAGCAUUAGCAGCACAAGUCACUGCAGAGAUGAGCUUUGUUGAAGAGCUACUAAAAUCCAUGGAAAGGCCAGGAGCAGACGAUGUCAGGGGUGUAUGCUAGAAAUAGAGAUCCUGAUUGUGCAUGUAGCUAGAUGUAGGCUUCUUGCUAUAUAUUUGUUCUCUGACACAGACUGUGGAUGUGCUAAGCUUGGGUUGUCAGAGAUAAUUAAAAAUCUCAGACAAGUUCAUGGAUGGGAUGGUCUAAAAUAAAAAUGUUGUACUUACCUUUUUCUUUAGCGCUGUUUUCUGCGUCACUGGUCCGAUCCUUCUGCCAUUACUUGUUUACAAACUCCAGCAGUGACAUGCAGGUGUAUGGCACAUGACCACUGCAGCCUAUCGCUGUCCUUAGCAGUAGACCACUGAGGACUGUGAAUGGCUGUGGCGGUCACAUUCCAUAUACCGGAACAGUAUCUCUGCAGUGGCAGAUGAACCGAAAUGGCACUAUAGAAUAUGAAAGGAUAACAUCACUUUUUUUUAUUUUAGGCCAUUCAGGGGCCUUGUAUACGAUUUUUAAUUAUCUUGGACAACUCCUUUUAAGACCUCUAAACCUCUAGCAGAAUUUGCAUCACAUUGCACUGUUUUACUUUUCAGCCUAUAAAAUACAUAGUACAAAGAAUUCCAUUUUAUAUAUGACUAUAAUUGAUUUUAUUUUAAUGCUUAUAUUAUACAGUCUUUUUUCUUUUCUUUUCUUUUUUCUUUGUGGAAUAUUUGUUAGUGAUUUAACAAAUCUGUUAACAUGAUCUGAAGAACUGUGUAUGUUAUCCACAACUUGUACUGCCACUACAUCUUUUUAUCCCUUACACAUUUGGAUCUGCAAAUACAAAUACAAAUACAUUUUGC